AAAUUCAUACAUUUCUGGAGCGUCUAUAUUGCUAGAGGAGCUUAAUAGCAAGUGAAAAAAAAAAACAUGUCAGUCUGACGGUGUUUUUUUAUAUAAAUUUUGGCGAACGAAAACGGCGUAAAAUAUAUAAUUACUAAGUAUAGCAACAUUCUAUUUAUUUACACAUGAACAUGUUUUCAUAAUUUUAUUGUGUGAUUCUAUUAAAAACAUGGAUAAAAGUCAACAUAGUUCCAGCAAAGCUGCUCCAGUGAAUAAUUUUGGAGCUGACAAUGAAGAACCAUAUCCAAGUCUAUCAGAUUAUCAUGAUUAUGAACCAAAUCUUGAAUUUGAUGAUUCGGAAUUGCAACAUUCUUCCACAGCUUUAGCUCAAACAGUUGAAAUGAUUCAGGCUGAAUCAAAUAGUAUGGGCUCGCCUAUUUCCGAUUUUACCGACGAUAAUUUCGAAGAAGAAUUAGCCGAAGCGUGUGAAGAAAAUUUGGAUAGUCUGAUGUUUUGUUCUACCUCGUAUCCCGAAGUUGGUGAUAAUGCUUCCGAAAAAUUUUCGGAAAUUUCGAAAUAUGGAAUUGUCGACGUAAAAGGUGAUGAUUCCGAUGGAAGGAAGAUCAUUGUUGUUUACGCUUGUAAAUUGCCUCAGAUUAAAGAGAUUGAUCAUGUGUUGUUAUUAAGUUAUUUGAAGUAUACGUUAGAAAGUUAUGUGAAACAAGACUAUAGCUUAAUAUAUUUCCACUAUGGACUGACAAGCAAAAAUAAACCAUCAUUUGGUUGGUUAAUACAGGCAUACAAAGCAUUCGACAGGAAUUACAAGAAAAAUUUGAAGGCGUUAUAUCUAGUCCAUCCAACAAGCUUCCUCAAAUUCGUUUCGCAAGUUUUUAGGCCUCUUAUCAGUGCCAAAUUUGGAAAAAAACUUAACUAUAUCCACAGACUGAAAGAACUGAACGCUUUUAUCCCAAUUGAAAAAUUAGAUAUUCCAAGUGAAGUCAUAGAGCAUGAUAAAAAACUUGGUGGAGAAGUACCUGCACCUUCAAUACCAGAUGGUCCGUAUGAACCAGUUUCACAGACCCAACAGUUUGGAGUGACAUUACAAUAUAUUAGAGAUCAAUAUAAUGUUAUCAUCCCACCUGUAGUUACACAAUGUAUAGAAUAUUUAGAUCAACCUGAUGCACUUGAAACUGAAGGGAUAUUUAGGAGAUCAGCGAAUGCUAAUAAGGUUAGAAGUCUGAAGGAAAUUGCGAAUUCCGGCCAAAAUCUAACAUUUGAUGAUCCACAUGAUGCUGCGGUAUUACUUAAGAAGUUUUUGAGAGAAUUGAAAGAACCACUCUUAACAUUCGAACUUUAUGAUGAAAUUUUACAAUUUCAAAGUUGGAAUAAUGAUGAAAGGCUGAGAUUGGUAUCAAUACUUGUAAUGGAAAAACUUCCUGAAGAUAAUUAUAAAGUAUUGAAAUAUAUCAUACGAUUUUUAUCUAGGGUAAUGGAAAGAUCUGAUUUAAACAAAAUGAAUGCACAAAAUUUAGCUGUAGUCUUCGGCCCCAAUCUAGUUUGGUCCGAACUAGUUUCGAUGUCGCUAGCUGCCAUAGGUCCCAUCAAUAUGUUUACACAAUUUUUACUCAUCCAUCAAAAUGAUAUAUUCAUGAUAUAGAAAUAUUUAUCGAUCUAAUUUUUUAUGUGCGACCCUGUUUAGAAAUAUGUACAGGUUUUUACUGGAAGGGAGGUCUACUUAUUGUAGGUGAAUCAAAAUUUACCUGACCAAAUGUAAACAGGGUUUCGUACUACUUAAUUUAAUUUUUAGAAAAAAAUAGAUUACGUAUCAUAUGGGCUGUAAUUUAAGGAAAUUUUGAGAAUUACAUUGAAAAUUUUUACAUAAUUGAUAUAUUAUUUGGUGUCAUGUCUACCAUAAUAAGAUGAAUUAAUAUGUACGUCAGAAAGUACGGGCGGUAUUUUUUUAUAAUACUUUUUGUGGGAGGCUUUUGAAGAGUUCGUUUCCGUUAAAAUAUUUGGAAUUUUGUCACAAAUCAACACAAAAUAUUCACAUCGCAAUCUCUUUUUGCAAAUACUGAAAUGUCAAAUAGUUAGUAGAAAAGUAAGUGAUAAGUCAAAUUGCACAUGAUUAAGAGAUGAUUCAGAGCACUCACUAAUGUAAAACACAAUCAGUUUGUUAAUAAGUAAAAACAAAACUUGUUAAGGACAGAGGACAUGGAUCUUCCACAUUUAUAAAACUCACACAGGAACAAACAAGGAAAUUAACUAACAACAGAUUUAUAACAAAAUAAGAAAAUACGAAAGUGACUAAAUGACAUAAUUCUCUUGUUCGAAGGACAGUAACAAAUUCAAAAACUUCAAUUAUACAGGAGGGAGAGAGAGAGAGAAAUAGAGAUUCGUUGGAAAAAUUUAUUAGUAGGAUAAGGGAAAUUUGAUAUAGGAGGAAGGUUUGUUGGAGUUGGCCCUGAUAUAGGAGCUGCUCCUCUGCAGGGCUGGGGUUGUGCUUGCUAUUAUAGCUGGACGGGAGGAAAAGUGAACGAAAUUUGCCAAAAGAAAACGAAAAGAGAGCUCUAGUAAGCAAAAGCGGAGUGGAGAUUUUUUUCUUUUGAAGUUUUUUGUUUGUUUUUUGAAAAUUUUGUUUUCUUUUUCGAAAAUUUUAAAUGGGGGGCGGGCGGGUCAAGCUGCGACUGCAUUAUUCGUGAACCGGUUCACCAGGUUACAGGGAAACCGCAGAAAACCUGCAACACCGACGGUCAUAUAGGAGAGUAAAAAAAAACGAUUUGUAGUUGUGACUGACAGAAACUAAUAGUAUAUUGAGAACAUAAUAUAGAAAACAUACUUUUCUUUCAUUUUUCAAGUAUCACUCUAAUUUCAACAUGUAAGUGUAGACGUCAUUGUUUCUUUUGUUCUACUAUUACUACUACUACUACUGACACCACGGCCCUCAAUGAGUUUUGACUUCGCCUACCACUCCAGUCAUUACGGUCCCAACGCUCGGCGCCUCCACCCCCUCACACAUAGGACUCGAAGAUCCUCUUCGACAUUAUUUAGCCGUCGUUUGCGCGGAUGCCCAGGCAAUCGCUGGCCAUCGGGCUUCUGCCGGUACCCUUUGCGUACCUACCGCUCCUCAGGCAUAUGCACCAAGUGUCUUAGCCAUUUGAGUCUGUCCCUCUUGACUACUGUCACCAGGCUAGGUUUUAUAGAGCCAGGAGAGCUCUGCGUCACACUGGUCUAUAUAUUCGGCGUUAUAUCUUUCGUUCACACAUGCUGAACAGCCGCGAGAAGCGGCUGUUCAACACCUAGGUCUCGCUAGCGUACAUGACAACCACGCGUAGAAUUCUUUUGUUCUAGAAAACAAAACUGUCAUCUGUUAAUUCUUGUAGCGAUUUAAUAAAAUUUUUGUUGUUGAAUUAAUAGAAUAAAAGAAAAGAAGUACUUUGAAAGCAAUUGUGGAAGCAAAAGUGGAAGUCAAUCCAAGUUUUUGUUAGAAACUAUACUUGCGUAACUGUUGCACUAAACAUAGCUACUUUUGAGCUCUAUUGAGCCAUGUAGCGUUAGUUUAUCGAAUGAAGACAACAGCUGGUAUUUCGAUCAUUUUGCAAGUGCCUGUGGCGGGCCUGUGUGAAAGCAAGAGUUACGUCCCUGUUCCCUUGUGUAUGUGUUUCUAAUAUUGUCUAUGAACUUAUUUCCAUUUGAUAUAUUUUUGCAAUUACGUCAUUGUUCUUUCGAACAGGAAUAUUUGGUUUUUAAUUUAAAGUUUUUAUCGUCCUGUAUAAAAAGACGCGUCAGUUAAUUUUUUUGGAUUUCAAAACGUGUUAAAUUCCACAUCAAUUUUAGUACAAUUUAUAAAAAUAAUCAAAUUGAUUUUAAAAUAAUUAAUUUAUGAGCAAAUAUCAAUUUUCUAAGAGGAUCGGUUAUUUUAGUUUAUCAUUUACCAAAAAUUAAUAAUAGGUUAUUAGUGGAAAAGUUAAUACUUAGACAAAAUAUAAUAUUAAUAAAUAAAUCUCCUAGAAUUGAUUCACUAAAGGUUUAGUUAUAAAGUAAAAACUAUUCAGGAUCUUUCUGUGUAUAUAAGAUAAGAUAAACAAAGAUGUACUGUAAGGGUUUAUUAUGUCAAUUGUAUUGAUCUCACUUCCAGUAUAAUCUAGGAUAUAUUUUAUCAGUGUACUGUGAUUUUGUUGCAUUUUUUUUUUCUUAUAUUUAUGAACAAAUUUUAAUAUACAAUUUAUAUGUAUCUAUUAACGAACCUAUUUAUUAUUUUUGAUAGUAUCAAUAUUGUGAUUAAAACACUCCAAAUAAAAUAAAUACAUGUUACUAAAAGUAA
Diorhabda carinulata is the source of this 4300-nucleotide messenger RNA. RefSeq names its product rho GTPase-activating protein 1 (gene RhoGAP68F). Gene Ontology annotation, biological process: small GTPase-mediated signal transduction; negative regulation of endocytic recycling. Bases 209 to 1636 code for a protein of 475 amino acids. NCBI's taxonomy places the organism in Eukaryota, Metazoa, Arthropoda, Insecta, Coleoptera, Chrysomelidae. Gene Ontology annotation, molecular function: GTPase activator activity. The record is from RefSeq and is a predicted model, not a curated record. The transcript is spliced from 8 exons. Gene Ontology annotation, cellular component: cytoplasm.